UUCAUCUACUUUAGUUUCAAUUAACAAAAGUCUUUGGUGGGCUUCUAUUACCGACGACAAUGUCCGACCAUGGAGAGGGUACGGCGAUAGGGAUCGAUCUGGGAACGACGUACUCGUGCGUGGCAGUGUGGCAAAAUGAAAGAGAAGAGAUAAUAGUUAAUGAUCAAGGAAUGAGGACGACACCAUCUUAUGUUGCUUUCACUCACAUCGAGCGCUUGGUUGGUGAUGCGGCGAAGAACCAGGCCGCCAGGAACCCUGCCAACUCCAUCUUUGAUGCCAAGCGAUUGAUUGGUAGGAGAUUCAGCGAUCCCUUGAUUCAAAGUGAUAUCAAUCUUUGGCCAUUCAAGAUUAUUGAAGGUCCUGGUGAUAAGCCUAUGAUCAUUGUUGAUUAUAAGGGCGAAGAGAAGCACUUUUCUGCUGAGGAAAUCUCAUCUAUGGUCCUUAGAAUGAUGCGUGAGAUUGCCGAAGCCUAUCUGGGCACAACUGUGAAGAAUGCAGUUGUUACUGUCCCUGCCUACUUCAAUGACUCACAACGUAAGGCAACAAGGGAUGCUGGAGGCAUUGCAGGCCUAAAUGUCCUGCGUAUAAUUAAUGAACCAACUGCUGCUGCCAUUGCUUACGGUCUUGAUAGGAUGGCAAGUAGCAUUGGCAAAAGAAAUGUAUUGAUUUUUGAUUUGGGUGGUGGCACUACAGAUGUCUCACUAAUUACCAUUGAGAAGGGUGUCUUUGAAGUAAAGGCUGUUGCUGGAGACACUCACCUUGGAGGUGAGGACUUUGAUAACAGAAUGGUAAAGCACUUCGUUAAUAUAUUUAAGAGGCAGCACAAGGUGGACAUUAGUGUAAACUCCAAAGCUCUUAGGAGGUUAAGAACUGCUUGUGAGAAAGCAAAAAUAAUUCUUUCUUCUGCAAUGGAGACUACUAUUGAAGUUGAUUAUUUAUAUAAAGGUAUUGAUUUCUCUUCAACUAUUACCCGUGCCAAUGAUGCUAAGAUGGACAAGAGCUGUGUCCAUGAUGUUGUUGUUACAGGUGGUUCUUCCAGAAUUCCCGAGGUGCAGCAGUUGUUGCGGGACUUCUUUAAUGGAAAGGAGCUUUGUAAGAGCAUUAAUCCAGAUGAGGCUGUGGCUUAUGGAGCUGCUGUUCAAGCUGCAAUCUUGACCGGAAUGGGUAAUGAGAAACUUCAAGACAUCAUGCUCUUAGAUGUCACUCCUCUGUCCCUCGGUGUAGAGGUUUGUGGAUCAGAGAUGUCUAUUGUGAUUCCAAGGAAUACCGCCAUUCCCACCAAGAAGGAGGAGAACUACUACAACAUGAGUGACAAUCAAACUUCUAUGUUGUUCUCUGUUUACGAGGGUGAGAGAGCUAAAACUUGUGACAACAACUUUCUGGGACAAUUUGAGCUUUCUGGCAUUCCUCCAGCACCUAGAGGUGUUACUAAGGCAAAAGUUUGUUUUGAUAUUGACACUAAUGGUAUCUUGAAUGUUUCUGCCAAGGAGAUGACCACUGGUGUGAUGAGUAAGAUCACUAUCACUAAUGAUAAGGCAAGACUGUCCAGUGAAGAGAUUGACAGGAUGGUCCAAGAUGCAGAGAUAUACAAGGCUGAAGAUGAUGAACACAGGAAGAAGGUUGAGGCUAAGGUAACUUUGGAGAACUAUGCCUACAAUAUGAGGAACACUAUCAAUGAUAAGAAGAUUGGUGCCAAGCUUGGCCUCGUACGUAAGAAAAAGAUUAAUGAUGCUGUUGAACAGGUGAUUCAGUGGUUAGAUGGCCUCCAGCUCGUGGAUUCAGAAGAGUAUGAGGACAAGCUGGAAACGCUUGAGAGCAUCUGCAACCCCAUCAUUCAUAGGAUUUGUGGACAAAAUCAAAAACUUUGA
Molecule: messenger RNA, 1868 nt
Organism: Quercus robur (English oak)
Lineage: Eukaryota; Viridiplantae; Streptophyta; Magnoliopsida; Fagales; Fagaceae
Product: heat shock cognate 70 kDa protein-like
Exons: 3
Coding region: 60-1868 (602 amino acids)
Biological process (GO): protein refolding; cellular response to unfolded protein
Cellular component (GO): cytoplasm
Molecular function (GO): ATP hydrolysis activity; ATP binding; misfolded protein binding
Source: RefSeq, a predicted model, not a curated record